Frankliniella occidentalis (western flower thrips) is the source of this 2657-nucleotide messenger RNA. RefSeq names its product TM2 domain-containing protein CG11103 (gene amrt). The transcript has 4 exons. Bases 210 to 779 code for a protein of 189 amino acids. NCBI's taxonomy places the organism in Eukaryota, Metazoa, Arthropoda, Insecta, Thysanoptera, Thripidae. The record is from RefSeq and is a predicted model, not a curated record.
AACAAACAGCUGACAGUCGAGAGUCAACACACCUCCUCCAUGCAUAAUAAGCAGACGGAGUGCAGCCCAACCUUUUCUGUCAAAACAGAAAGUCAUACCGAGUGCAAAUGACACCCAGGUACCUGCCUUAGCUGAGGAAUAUUCGGUUUUCGGUAUAUUUGGGUGCCUGGAUUCCAGGUGCAUCGGUCAGACAGUAAUGCUACUCUGUCAUGUUCGUGAUCCUGAAGUGCUUGGUGCCCGCUUUGCUAUUUGCCCUGUUUCUAUUAACAACUUCUGGACAGGCUAAAAGACAAGGGUCCGACAACGGGUCUUUAGAUCGCACCUAUAGACCUGACGGCCCGCUCGUCAAAUGCUCGUUUCUACCAUUGGAGUUUUUAGAUUGUGAAGAACCGGUGGAUCAUAAAGGUAACAAGUCUGCUCGAGAUGAUGCGGGACACGGAUGUGUCAAGUUUGGAGGAUCUCGUUAUGAAGACGUAGAGAAGACAAAGGUCAACUGCAAAGUAUUGCCAGAUAUUGAGUGCUAUGGAUCCCGCAAUUUCCUCAAAGAUGGAUUUCCUUGUAUCAAGUAUGGUGGACACUAUUUUACAACCACAAUCAUAUACAGUAUUCUUCUGGGGUUCCUGGGUAUGGAUCGCUUCUGCCUAGGACAAACAGGCACUGCUGUAGGUAAACUUUUAACACUUGGUGGAGUUGGUAUUUGGUGGAUUGUAGAUAUCAUACUUCUAGUAACUAAUGGGCUUGUACCAGAUGAUGGUACUAAUUGGAAUCCAAGAUCUUAACCCUUUUUAUAUAAUGAAAUAACUUUAAUUGACUGAAUGAUUUCUAAUUUUUUAAUAGUAUAACAGCAUGUUUUGUAAAGGUAUUGCUGAUAAUUUUCCACACAAUUUGCUAUCUCCAACUUUUGAAAUUGUGCACAAUGCCUCAAGGGGCAAAAUAAAGGAAUGGUGUGAUGGGGAAAAAAUUACACUGAUCAAACAGUGGAUAAAAAAAGGUAGAAUUAGAAAACCGAAGACUGGCAGUCAAAAGAAAUUUCACUCCCACAAAACAAGUAUAUUUCAACUUGGGACAGUUAAUUCAAAACUGUUUUAUUCAUAUCAAAACUGCCCUCUGUUAAGUCUCAUUUGUCUAGGAGGAUACACUAGGAAAACUUUUGAUGAAGAAAGCAUUCUUAACUAUUUCUGUAAGUGUGGAAAAGACAAGAAACGGUUUGUUCACAAAAUAGCCUGCAGUCAGAUUUGCAGAAAAUGCCUCUUAUUUAGAAGUUCUUUCAGACUUGAUUUGAUGUUUCCAACAAGAUUAAAAUUUGUGCUUUGUUUUAAAAAGCUAUAUUUGAUUCCUGCUCGUGUGCGAAAAAGAGCUGAGAGAAUCAACAAGAUUAUACCGUGAGAAAUGUAAGCUAAGCGAUUUAAUUAGUUUUGUGCUGCAAGCAACGUCAUUCAUUACUCCUUCCCAAAGUAUUCAAGUUAUUUGUUGCUGAGAAACAUGUCCGUAAUGUAUAGCAUAGCCUUUUCUUUGGUCAUAAAAAAGAAAAAAAACCUAAAUUGAAAACAUACCAACAGUCUUCCUCAGCAAAGUAGAUGUAUGUAUGUAUGUGUCUCUGAUACUCUCUCUGUGAUAAGUAGCGUUACUAGGUAGCUUGUAUUACAUUUGACAAAUAAUAUGCCAUCCUUAUUAGCUAUUUAUGGAUGCAAUUGUUUGGUUAAAUUUGGUCUAUUUGGUGUACUAUUAAAUCAAACCAGAAGCGUAUGAUUUCUUUGGGUAUCUCAAAUUCCAUAGGACAAUUGUAAGGCUACCUGUUUAAGGUGUUUACUGCAUAACUGUACCUAAAAAGCAUGCAUUUUUCUCUGUCUGGUUGAACAUUUUAGGAAAUGCAUUCAACUUCUUGCACAGCCAGUAAUCUGUCCAAGAAGUAAGUUUUGACGUGCAACUGUGUAAAAAUACUUUUUUGGUAGAACUUGCUGUUUUGUUCUAAAAUAUGUAUUAAGUCAUUGUAUAGAGCCAUGCUUAAUGGUUUUCCAUUUAUAUCAUGGCAUAAAACUCUGGUCUGUAAUCUUGUUUUCUUGUUGGUGUACAUAAAAGCUUCUUGGCAUCAGGGUGAAAAUAUUUUAAUUCAGUUUGUCCAUGAGCCAUAAUCAUAAAUUUUAUAAAUGUUAUUAUGAUGGUUAAUGUGAUUUCAAAUUUGAGAUGCUUAAAUAUUUAACUAAGAAUCGCACUAACCAUACAUGAAAGAUAGCUAUGAAUACUAUUUUUAUCAUGUUUUGUUGUGAUGCAUGCAUACUUCAUGUAGUGUUGCCCUAGCUUAUUUUCAACAUUUUCCACAUUGAUCAAUACAGAAAUAUUGUUAAAUCUAAAGUGAAAUAUUAUCACAUGUUCCUACUGCAUUUUGUAUUUGAUGUUCUCAUCCUUGUGCAUUUGUACUUUCCAAAUUGAUUUGUUCUACACCAUUGCUCAUUUUUCAGCGUGCUCUUAGCCACAAUUCAUUUGUCAUCAUUAAGCCAUGCAAUGCCUUAUUUAUAGUAACAAUUUUGACUUUGUGAACGAAUGUGUUUAUCUGGUGAAGUAAAUCACAGGAGCUUUGAUAUGGAAAGUAUUUCAUUAUUUUCAAUGUACAACCUACACUGUUUAUUGAGAAAUACAUACAAUGUUACUAAAAAGCA